GCCUCAUCUCAAAUAAUUUCGAGCUCUCAGUUGAUUCAAUACUCAUGGAAAAUAUUGUAUAAACAAAAUGGCAGAACCAAUGCCCCCAAUCGAACAACGCACCCCUACAGAACAGCACCAAAAACUCGGCAGUGACAACAUCACCGCCGAACGCGUCUAUCUGCCCCGGAUAACCAUCAAAUAUUGCACCCAGUGUAAAUGGAUGUUGCGCUCUGCCUACUUCGCCCAAGAACUCCUGUCAACUUUCAACACCGAUCUCGGCGAAGUCGCACUAAUCCCCUCGACCGGCGGGGUUUUCACGGUCACCAUGUACCAUGCCUCCGAUGAGACGCUUACGACUAGUGAGACGGUGCUUUGGGAUCGGAAGACGAAUGGAGGGUUUCCAGAGGUAAAACAACUCAAAGCCCUGGUACGGAAUAUCGUCGACCCCUCGCGCUCGCUAGGACAUACGGAUCGGGCGCUAAGGGCGGCGAAUGUGCCUACGCAGACGCAGGCGGAGGCUGGUGCUGAUGGGAAGAGGGGGUCUGUGAGUGGUCUGAGUCAGGAUAUGGAGAGUGCAACUGCGAAUGUGCAUAGGAAGGAGAAAGAGAGGUGUGAGGAGUGCCAGUAGAUAUGCAGUGAUUCAAAAUGGAUGUAUGUAUAUGAGGGUGCAACACCAACUGUUGAUAAUGUUUGCUUUUUACGCAUGGAUAACUCAGAAAGCACAUGGUUUGGAAAGUAAACAUCCCAUGUACUCUCUCCAACUAAAUCUACCCUUUCUAUCCAUUCGAGCAUCGAACUGCGG
Aspergillus ruber CBS 135680 is the source of this 784-nucleotide messenger RNA. Its product is annotated as SelT/SelW/SelH family protein. The record is from RefSeq and is a predicted model, not a curated record. The coding region runs from base 68 to 610 and encodes 180 amino acids. The transcript has 3 exons. NCBI's taxonomy places the organism in Eukaryota, Fungi, Ascomycota, Eurotiomycetes, Eurotiales, Aspergillaceae.